Molecule: messenger RNA, 1728 nt
Organism: Paraglomus brasilianum
Lineage: Eukaryota; Fungi; Glomeromycota; Glomeromycetes; Paraglomerales; Paraglomeraceae
Source: the annotation of a GenBank genome assembly
AUGACAGAUCCUGCGUUUACAAGUUCAGAAACUACGGACGAGAAUGGCCAUGUAAAACCAGGUCGCGCAUUUACUCUUCCAGAAAUAAUUGACAACGAGAAUGGAUGGGGCCCGUCUCCUGUAAUGCUUCCUGAACAAUUUAGGGACAUACCGUAUGCACCAUACAGCAAAGCAGAUAAACUGGGCAGAAUUGCUGAUUGGUCAACACCCGAUCAGAGAGAGAAAGAAGCUACUGGCAGACAAAGGGCUGGCCGUGGUUACCGCGAUCAUCAAUACACUGCAUAUGGUAGUGGUGUAUCUAGUGCCUUUGCGUAUACCCAUGCAGAAGAUGAAGCCUCCUUUUCUGUAGUCGACAAUCGAUCAACGGCGCAAAAGAAGGCUCAGUAUCGGACGACUGGAGGUGCCAAGAAUCGAGGGGGUUUACGAGGACAGCAGCAGCGACAGCAAAGGUCUAAUUAUAAUCAAUUUCGAUUUGGUGUUGGUGGUAGACAUAUGGGAGGAAAGAACACCGCUACAGCCGUACGGCGUCGCUUUGGAUACAAGGAUUAUGACAAGCCGCAACGUAUUCGUGAUGCGUCCGUCAACGUAAGUCCUGAAUGGAAACUACUUGAGGAAAUCGAAUUCAAUCGACUUUCCAAACUCAAUUUAGACGUCGAUGAUGAGGAAGAUGUUGAUAAUAUGUGUACAGAAAGGCCUCUGCGAUCGACCGAAAGAGUAAGAAUCUUUGUGACCACAUCGAAGGAUCCUGUUAUCGAACAGUUGGCCAAAAAUAAAGCGGCGACAAUUUUUGCAACCGAUACCAUUCUUAGCGUCCUGAUGUGUGCAACGAGGUCGGUGUAUCCGUGGGAUAUAGUCAUUAAUAAAACGGGCAACCAACUUUUCUUUGACAGACGAGAUACUGGACUAUAUGAUUUGUUCACUGUCAAUGAGAAUGCAGCUGACCCACCAAUGGAGAGCGCCGAUAAGGAUAGCAUUAAUUCGCCCAGUGCAUUAGCUAUAGAAGCAGCACUUAUCAAUCAUUGCUUUGCUGUUCAAGGAUUAAACGAGGCAGACAGAAUAGAAUUUGAAAAAUCAAAUCCAUUCGCUGCUUCACCCGAGGAAGUUGAUGACAUGGCUCCAUGUGCCUAUCGAUACCGUAAAUUUAAUUUAAGCAUAAAAGCAGAAGAGAAUGUGACUCUUAUUAUUCGGACACAAGUUGAUGCAUUCGCCAAGUCAUCCAGUGGUGAUAAUACGAUGAUCACUAUUAAAGCAUUGAACGAAUUUGAUUCUCGUGCACAAGGAGCUGCUGGUGCCUUGGAUUGGCGACAAACAUUGGAUGCACAGCGCGGAGCAGUUGUUGCUACUGAAAUGAAGAAUAACAGCUGUAAGCUUGCUCGAUGGGCUGUCCAGAGUAUAUUGGCUGGCGUCGAUCAGAUGAAGUUAGGAUACGUUUCACGCGCUAGUCCAAAGGACGCCCGUCGGCAUGUUAUCCUUGGCACACAUACAUAUAAACCACGUGAUUUCACAGAUCAAAUGAAUCUAGUUACAUCCAAUGGAUGGGGGAUAGUGAGGACAAUAGUUGAUCUAUGUAUGAAACAACCUGAUGGGAAGUAUGUACUGUUGAAGGAUCCAAAUAAGUCUGCCAUAAAAUUGUAUGCAGUCCCACUCAAUGCAUUUGAAGCAGAGGAAGAGGCUGUGGAUGAGGGAGAGGAGCUUGAAGAAGAGAAUGAAAACACACGAGAAAAGUAG